This is a messenger RNA of Helianthus annuus (common sunflower), 3867 nucleotides long. RefSeq names its product topless-related protein 1. The record is from RefSeq and is a predicted model, not a curated record. Gene Ontology annotation, biological process: regulation of DNA-templated transcription. Gene Ontology annotation, molecular function: protein binding. The coding region runs from base 225 to 3644 and encodes 1139 amino acids. NCBI's taxonomy places the organism in Eukaryota, Viridiplantae, Streptophyta, Magnoliopsida, Asterales, Asteraceae. The transcript is spliced from 26 exons.
GACCGAGUGGGAGAGAGAAACACACAUCUACACACAUAUAUACAUGUGUGUAUAUAUAUAGAGAGAGAGUGGGGGUAGAGAGAGAAAGCAUGUCUAUAAUCUUCUACAUCAACCUUCUUGUUUCUUCAUCUCUGGUCUACCAUUCAUAUUGCUAAGAUCUGACUGAACCCUAGUUUUCAAUCUCCGAUUUGGGGCGGCGUACGGCGGAGCACGGCGGAGCUGCAAUGUCUUCUUUAAGUAGAGAGCUUGUGUUCUUGAUCUUGCAGUUUCUUGAUGAAGAAAAAUUCAAAGAAACUGUUCAUAAGUUGGAACAAGAAUCAGGGUUUUUCUUUAACAUGAAGUAUUUUGAGGAUGAGGUGCAAAAUGGAAACUGGGAUGAUGUUGAGAAAUAUCUUUCCGGUUUUACAAAAGUCGACGAUAAUCGGUAUUCCAUGAAGAUAUUUUUCGAAAUCAGGAAGCAGAAGUAUCUUGAAGCAUUGGAUAAGCAUGAUCGAUCAAAGGGCGUGGAGAUUCUCGUAAAAGAUCUUAAAGUUUUCGCUUCAUUUAACGAAGAAUUGUUCAAGGAGAUUACUCAAUUACUUACAUUGGAGAAUUUUAGGGAAAACGAACAAUUAUCGAAAUACGGAGAUACAAAAUCUGCUAGAGCUAUAAUGUUGGUUGAGCUCAAGAAGCUUAUCGAAGCAAAUCCUCUGUUUCGCGACAAACUACAGUUUCCGAACCUUAAAAAUUCAAGGUUACGAACUCUAAUUAAUCAAAGUUUAAAUUGGCAGCAUCAACUUUGUAAGAGCCCGAGACCUAAUCCCGACAUCAAAACGUUAUUUGUUGACCACUCGUGUGGUCAACCGAACGGUGCACGGGCUCCAUCACCUGCAAAUAAUAAUCCUUUGCUCGGGCCAUUACCUAAAGCUGGAGGCUUUCCUCCUUUGGGUGCACACGGGCCGUUUCAACCUACACCGGGUCCCGUUCCAGCCCCGCUUGCGGGUUGGAUGUCUAAUCCUCCACAAGUAGCUCACCCUAGUGUAUCCGGUAGUGCGAUCGGUCUUGGUGGGCCAUCUAUUGCAGCUGCGUUGAAGCAUCCGAGGACUCCGCCAAUGAAUCCUACUUUAGAUUUCCCAACCGGAGAUUCGGAUCAUAUGAGCAAAAGAGCAAGGCCCAUGGGCAUUAACGAGGAGGUAAGUUUACCGAUUAACAUUUUGCCCGCCCCGUUCCCGGGGCAUGGUAGUCAUACACAGGCGUUUAGUGCGCCCGAUGAUUUGCCCAAAACCGUUGCACGGACUCUAAACCAGGGCUCGUCUCCUAUGAGCAUGGAUUUUCAUCCGAUUCAGCAAACGUUACUCUUAGUUGGAACAAAUGUGGGCGAUAUCGGAUUGUGGGAAGUUGGUUCUCGGGACAAAUUGGUUCUUAGAAAUUUCAAAGUUUGGGAUCUUAGUGCAUGUUCAAUGCCUAUGCAGGCUGCUCUUGUUAAAGACCCUUGUGUCUCGGUGAACCGUGUAAUUUGGAGUCCGGAUGGUUCAUUAUUCGGAGUUGCAUAUUCAAGACACAUUGUACAAAUAUAUUCAUAUCAUGGGGGUGAUGAUGUUAGACAACAUCUAGAGAUCGAUGCACAUGUUGGUGGAGUAAACGAUAUUGCGUUCUCUCAUCCUAAUAAGCAACUUUGUGUGAUAACAUGUGGGGAUGAUAAAACCAUCAAGGUAUGGGAUGCUGCAACGGGUGCAAGGCAACACACUUUCGAAGGUCAUGAUGCUCCCGUUUAUUCUGUAUGCCCGCACUAUAAAGAAAACAUUCAGUUUAUAUUUUCAACAGCUCUAGAUGGGAAGAUAAAAGCCUGGUUAUACGAUAACAUGGGAUCCCGAGUUGAUUAUGAAGCUCCUGGUCGGUGGUGCACCACAAUGGCGUAUAGUGCUGAUGGAACAAGACUAUUUUCAUGUGGGACAAGCAAAGAUGGGGAAUCACAUAUAGUGGAGUGGAAUGAAAGUGAAGGAGCAGUGAAAAGGACGUAUCUUGGAUUCCGUAAACGAGCUUUAGGUGUCGUUCAAUUCGAUACAACAAAAAACCGAUUUUUGGCAGCUGGUGAUGAUUUUGCUAUUAAAUACUGGGAUAUGGAUAAUACUCAACUUUUGAUGAGUGUUGACGCUGACGGAGGACUUCCGGCAAGCCCGCGUAUCCGAUUUAACAAAGACGGUGCUCUGUUGGCUGUUUCUUCAAACGAAAACGGAAUAAAAAUAUUGGCAAAUUCUGAUGGCCUUCGAUUGCUUAGAACUUUUGAGAAUCUUUCGUAUGAUGCUGCUUCAAGAACGCCCGAAGCUCCAAAGCCUGCUAUUAAUAACGCAAUACCCGUCACCGCACCUACUAGUGCCGGAUUAACCGAAAGGGUUGCCUCAGUUGGCUCUGUUUCUGGAGCGGUAAAUAAUGGAGAUACCAGAAAUAUGACGGAUGUGAAACCGAGAAUCACAGAAGAAUCAAAUGACAAAUCUAAGAUUUGGAAGCUCACGGAACUAAGCGAAUCUUCUCAGUGUCGGUCACUAAAGCUUCCGGAAAACAUGAGAGUAACAAAGAUAUCAAGAUUGAUAUAUACGAAUUCCGGAAACGCUCUUUUGGCGUUAGCGUCAAAUGCUAUUCAUUUGUUAUGGAAAUGGCAACGUAAUGAGCAUAACUCAAGUGGCAAGGCAACAGCUGCCGUUUCACCUCAAUUGUGGCAACCUUCAAGCGGGAUUUUGAUGACCAAUGACGUGGCAGACAUGAACCCUGAAGAAUCAGUGUCUUGUUUUGCUUUAUCGAAAAACGAUUCUUAUGUUAUGUCAGCAUCAGGAGGAAAGAUUUCUUUAUUUAACAUGAUGACAUUCAAGACGAUGACAACGUUUAUGGCCCCACCGCCAGCAGCAACGUUUCUUGCUUUCCAUCCACAAGAUAAUAAUAUUAUUGCUAUUGGAAUGGAUGACUCCACAAUACAAAUAUAUAAUGUUCGUGUAGAUGAGGUGAAAAGCAAACUUAAAGGCCACUCGAAAAGAAUCACGGGUCUUGCUUUCUCUCACGCGCUCAAUGUUCUUGUCUCGUCUGGUGCAGAUUCUCAGAUUUGUGUAUGGAGCUCUGAUGGAUGGGAAAAGCAAAAAGCAAAAUACUUGCAACUACCGCCAGGUAGGACAACGGCCGCACAGUCAGACACGCGGGUUCAAUUCCAUCAUGAUCAGAUCCAUUUUCUUGUUGUUCACGAGACUCAACUGGCUAUAUAUGAAGCGUCAAAACUUGAUUGUGUAAAACAGUGGUGCCCAAGUGAAUCUUCUGCACCCAUAUCACACGCAGCCUUCUCAUGCGACAGUCAACUCAUAUACGCGAGUUUCCUGGACGCAACCGUGUGCGUUUUCACCGCCUCACACCUUCGCUUACGGUGUCGAAUCAACCCAUCCGUUUAUCUUUCGCCUUCCGUCCUGAGCAAUCUGAACGUUCACCCGAUGGUGAUUGCGGCACACCCACAAGAACCGAACCAGUUUGCGUUAGGGCUAUCAGAUGGCGUGGUUCAUGUGUUUGAGCCGCUUGAUUCCGAAGGUAAAUGGGGGGUCCCACCACCGGCUGAAAACGGGUCAACGAGCAAUGUAGCUGCCACGUCACCUGCCCGAGGUUCAGGGUCGGAACAAGGGCAGAGAUGACCGAGAUGGGUCGGGUAACACAAGUUUUUUUAAACACUUGUGUUGGUGUUUAACAUGGGGGACAUGUAGAUCUAACUUUGUGUGUGUUAUGGUAAAUGAUGAAAUGGUUCUAGGGUUUCGAGUCCUAAGGGUGAAAUGUUGUUUGUUCGUUUGUUCAUGAUAAUUUGUGCUUUCUUUUUGAUCGUAUUCGUAAAAAUCAGAAUUAGAUAAGCACUUUGAAUAA